Molecule: messenger RNA, 4225 nt
Organism: Anopheles maculipalpis
Lineage: Eukaryota; Metazoa; Arthropoda; Insecta; Diptera; Culicidae
Gene: wts
Product: serine/threonine-protein kinase Warts
Exons: 8
Coding region: 129-4145 (1338 amino acids)
Biological process (GO): G1/S transition of mitotic cell cycle; hippo signaling; regulation of organ growth
Molecular function (GO): protein serine/threonine kinase activity; ATP binding
Source: RefSeq, a predicted model, not a curated record
GUGUGGAAUGAGAGAAGAAGCAAAAAAAGCAGAAGAAAAAGCAAAAAGAAUGAACGCACAGACUGUGCGGGAGAAGAAAUUGCAUUGAUCUAGGAAAUAGCAGUAAGUUAUGCAUAUUAUAAAUCAGCAUGAAUGGAAAAGGCGGCAAAGUUCCGUUGUCAGUGGCGCGCCACUCGACAUACAACGCGAUAGCACUGGAGCAGAUCAAGAACGAGUUGAUGCCGUACGAAACUGGUCAAGCUUUGGGUGGUAGUCAGCAGCUCGUCGCACCGUUGAAGCGCAAACCGAGCAUCGAGAAGGAUGCACCGCAAUCGCCGCUGCACAUGCAGCGCACCAGCCCGGCCCUCGAUUCCGGUGCCGGCAGCUCGCGCUCCAAUAGUCCCCACUCGCAGCAACCGUUCUCGGCGGCGGCGCUGGUGGUCGGACGCAGCUCACAAUACUCGCCAUCGCCCUGUCCGACCAACUUUAGCGAUGCACCACCGAUACCGCCACCGCGCUGCUCCUCCACACCGUCCACUCCUCAGCCCCCGAACCCGAUGCAUCUGCUGAAGCGCAUGUCACCGGCCUCGGUUGCAUCCGGCCGGAAUGGGCAGUUUGGGGGGCCAGCCUCACAAUCACCUGCCCGCGGUUCGUCACCGAUUGCCAGUGGCGGAAACCAUCAGCUACGGCAACCGAUCAUCGUGCAGAAUGGGCCGCAAGUGCAGCAGCAGCUUAGUCAGCAGAUGGCAGUGUACACAGGGAACGAACCACCACCACCGUACCCACAGCAGAUAGGACCAUCGUCACCGCCCAACUACCUGACAUCGUUUCACAGCCGGCAAAGUCCAACGCAAUCCUCAUCGACGCAGUCGGACUUUCGCAAAAGUCCCAGUUCGGGCUUUUACUCGAACGCAUCGAUCGGUUCAUCGAGCCCGAUUACCGUUUCGCAGGGUAGUGGGGUUGGUGGUGGAAGCGGGAUGGGUGGUUCUAUACAGCGACCAAUACCGCUGCAACCGAAACCGUCCACCGUGCAUGCACCCGCUUCGAAAGCGGCCCAGCAUCCGAUCAUCAUGCAUUCGGUGAAAUCGACGCAAGUCCAGAAGCCAAUUCUACAAACGGCCGUCGCACCACCUGCACCGGCCGGUGGAGUUUCUGCCGGUGGUCCACCACCACCUUCGUACGCCGUUUCGGUACAGCACAAGUUGAAUAAGGCGGCAUCCGGGUAUGCUACACCGCCACCACCUUCUCCAUCGGCCCUAGCGCACGAUGGUAGUUCUAGCCGGCACCCUGCAAGUGGACCACCAGGAGGAGGACCUCCGGGAGCGCCCUGCGGUAGCAGUGUCGUUCCGAAGCAACCACUGCGAGCGAAACCUUCGCUGCCCGGGCUACAAACCGUGCUUCCUUCCAAUGUGCCAGGCGUGCAGCAGACUGCCGGUGGUGGUACUGUGAAUGGUCAUCAAUCGUCGUCACCCGCCCAACCCCAGAUGCUGUCGAAUAGUGGUAACAAUAGCGGUAGCAACAACGGAUCUCCCAACGAUCCACCGUCGUAUGAUUCGACCAUGAUACUGCUGCAAAAACAUUCAUCGCCGAAGAAAGAACCACCGCCGGCAUAUCUGCUGGAUGGUGGUGGUGGGACACCACCUCCAUUACCACCCUCAUCUCAUUCGUCCGCGAUGGAAAUGGAGCAGCAACAGCAGCAGCAUCGAAACAAUGGCGGUAAUGGAAGUAAUAAUCAUCACCAGUCAGCACAUCAGCAGCAGCAGCAGCAGCAGCAGCACCAUCUGCAGCACCAUAUUCACCAUCAGCAGCAUCAUAACGGGCACAAUGGUGACGGUGGUGUUGUGAAUGGCAGUACGAACGGUCCCUUGUCCAGCAACCCCAGUACCAACGGUAGCAGCAGCAACAGCAGCAGCAGUAGUCAUAACGCGAACGCUAACACUAUUAACAGUAAUAUGAGUAGUAACACUAACACAAAUGCAAAUAAUAAUAUAAAAAAUAGUAUGCACAACAAUAACCACGAUCAUCAUGCGAGCGGACUGAUCAGCAAUGCGAAAACGUCCGGUUUAUCGCGAACGGUGGUAGAUGACGAUCGGCUAGCGCAACACCACCAUCAUCACCAUCAUCUGCUGCAUCAUGGUGUGGCCAACAGCACCAAUGGGCUGCCACAUUCGGCCGAUCCGAAACAAUUGCCAAAAGCGCCGUCAAAAUCAAACAACGGGAAUGCUGGCUCACAGCACGCUUUUACUGGUGCGCUUAAAAGUCUUGGUGCACUGAUGGGAGGAGGAGGAGGAGGAAGCGGUGGACAGCAACAGCAGCUGCAACAAAUAAACCAUCACCAACAACAGCAACGCAUCGGCAUGGCAACAACGACAGCGGCACCUGCUGGCAGUGGCAUUCGAAGUAGUCUCAUGAAAACGGUUCGUUUUCCGGCUGGAAACAAUAGUAAUGGACCGUCGGUGGCAGCGCCACCCUACACGAACGGUACGCCCGGCAUGGAUCAUGGACCACCGAGCGGUAGUAAUGAAUCUUCCGCCACAACACCAACCUCAACGGGAGCACCGAGUGCGACGGCAGUCAUUGGAAAUGCUUCGUCUAGCGGUGGUAGUGCUGGAGGCGGAAGCGGUGGUGGUGGUGGUGGUGGCGGUGGCGGGGGAGGUGGUGAGGAUAAUCCACGCAAAAUUAAACAUCAAUCUCCCAUCCCGGAGCGCAAGAACCUAUCGAAGGAAAAGGAAGCGGAAAGGUCCGAAUGUAAGGUGAAACACUACUCGCCCCAAGCGUACAAGUUCUUCAUGGAGCAACACAUCGAGAAUGUGCUGAAAUCCUACUCCCAGCGCAACUUCCGCAUUAAGCAACUCGAAAGUGAAAUGUCCAAGCUUGAUCUGCCGGAAGAAACGAAGAUCGAAAUGCGCAAGCUGCUCUGCCAGAAGGAAAGCAACUACAUCCGGUUAAAGCGUGCCAAGAUGGAUAAAUCGAUGUUUGCGAGAAUUAAAACGAUCGGCGUGGGUGCGUUCGGUGAGGUGACGCUGGUAAAGAAGAUCGACACGACCAACCAUCUGUACGCUAUGAAAACGUUACGCAAAGCGGACGUACUGAAGCGUAAUCAGGUUGCGCACGUUAAGGCGGAGCGGGACAUUUUGGCGGAGGCAGAUAAUGAGUGGGUGGUGAAGCUGUACUAUAGCUUUCAGGACAAGGAUAAUCUUUACUUCGUGAUGGAUUACAUACCGGGUGGAGAUCUCAUGUCGUUGCUAAUCAAGAAAGGAAUAUUUGAGGAAGAUUUGGCCCGGUUCUACAUCGCCGAACUGACGUGCGCGAUUGAUAGCGUGCAUAAAAUGGGUUUCAUUCAUCGAGACAUCAAGCCAGAUAAUGUGCUGAUCGAUCGUAAGGGACACAUCAAGCUAACGGAUUUCGGUCUCUGCACCGGUUUCCGCUGGACGCACGAUUCAAAGUACUAUCAAAAGAGCGACCAUGCAAGGCAAGACUCGAUGGAGGCGUGGAGCAAAUUUGGUUCGGAAAUUCCCCCACCGUUGGAAAGGCGAAAGUUCCGGGAGAAAAACCGUGCCAAAGCACACUCAAUCGUCGGUACGCCCAACUACAUCGCACCGGAGGUGUUGCUGCGAAGCGGCUACACGCAGCUGUGUGAUUGGUGGAGCGUCGGCGUCAUACUGUACGAGAUGCUAGUCGGACAGCCUCCCUUUUUGGCAAACACAGCAGAGGAAACACAGAUUAAGGUUAUUAACUGGCGGCAAACGUUGCGCAUACCGGCGGAAGCGCAACUGACACCGGAAGCGAAGGACAUUAUACUGCGGCUGUGCAAAAACGAGGACGAACGGAUCGGCCGAAAUGUGGACGAAAUCAAAUCGCACCCAUUCUUCCGCACGAUCGACUUUAGCAAGGACCUGCGCAGCCAGCAGGCACUGUACGAACCGAAAAUCAAGUACCCGACCGAUACGUCCAACUUUGACCCGAUCGAUCCGGGCCGGUUGCAGGAUUCGUCCUCGUCGUGCGACGAGGGUGGGCACGGCAAUUUGGACGAGGUGUGCGACAGUGGGAAACCGUUUCAUCACGGGUUCUUUGAGUUUACCUUCCGCCGAUUUUUCGACGACGAAUGUGAUCACAAAAUCACGCUCGACUCGAGCGAGGGACAGGCGGAAGCUAUUUAUGUAUAAAAUAAUAAUUACUAAUAUUAUUAAUCUAUUAAUUAUUACCGAACACAUAAACACACACACAUACACGCAAACACAAAUAC